Messenger RNA from Salvelinus sp. IW2-2015, 2374 nucleotides. Its product is annotated as profilin-2. Lineage: Eukaryota; Metazoa; Chordata; Actinopteri; Salmoniformes; Salmonidae. Gene Ontology annotation, molecular function: actin binding. The record is from RefSeq and is a predicted model, not a curated record. Gene Ontology annotation, biological process: actin cytoskeleton organization; regulation of actin filament polymerization; positive regulation of actin filament bundle assembly. Gene Ontology annotation, cellular component: cytoplasm.
CCCGUUUGCUGUGUGGCUUCUCUUCUUCUGCCCAUACCCAGAAGAAAGCGGGGACGUGACGGAGCUGGGGAAUUGUUGGAGACUUCAAAAUCACCGAAAAUACAGCUUAUAGAACCCUCACUGUUGCUCUAGAGUACCUGUCACAUAUUUUUUUUUAAAUAUAUUUCCACAUUUGAACUAAUACGCAAGUAUGUCCUGGCAAGGCUACGUGGAUAACCUGAUGGCCGAUGGCAGCUGCCAGGACUCCGCCAUUGUUGGGUACACGGACGCCAAAUAUGUCUGGGCAUCGUUUCCCGGUGGUACAUUUGUUAACAUAACGGUUGACGAAAUCGACAUCAUUGUAGGAAAGGACCGAGAAGGGUUCUUCUGCGGCGGGCUGACCCUCGGCCAAAAGAAAUGCUCUGUCAUCAGAGACAGCCUCCACGCCGACGGGGACUGGACAAUGGACAUCAGGACAAAGAGUCAAGGAGGAGAGCCCACAUACAACGUUUCCAUAGGCAAAGCCGGCAAAGCGUUGGUUUUAGUCAUGGGAAAGGAAGGUGUCCAUGGAGGACAGCUCAACAAGAAAGCGUAUACAAUGGCUGACUACCUGAGGAAGUCUGGAUACUAAAGCAGCAUCGGCCCAGCCACCUAGCAGCUCACCCAUAACACGCUCUUCCAGUUCUAGUUGGUAGUUGCUUACUUUUCUCCCCAAACCCUCCUAUUGUCCCCCUUCUUUUUUUUGUUGUUGUUUGAUUCCCCUUUUCUCUUCUUUCCCAGUCAUCUUGAUGCAUUCACACUGUGUACUCAAUCCCAUUCUAGCACUGUUGCACCAUAGUUGGAGAAAAAAAAUGAGCAUGUUGUUAACAGGACAUUGUGACAAAUCUAUACUUGUUUAAAAAAAGAAAGAAAAAACUUGCACCAUUCUGGCCAAUGCUCAGUGAAAAAAAAAAAACUAAUAAAGUGAAGGAAACCUAAAUUGAUGAACUGAGAWUUCGUAUGAUGGUGCCCCGGAAGUUCACUCUUGAGCAGCCGAUGCCUUUGGAGCACUUGAGCUGUAACCAAGCUCAUUGUCUUCCUUUUCUAGAGCAUGUUUUGGGGGGAGGGGGGGAAACCGCAUGCAUAUCUUUGAGCCUACUGAAAUACUGUUGUUCCCUCUGCCCCCCUCCCUGUAACUCCUGCCAAAUGUCUGUAGCUCCUUCCCCCUCUUCCUGUUUGUCCAUAGGUGACACUACAUCAGUACACGGGAGGAACACUCCUCCAUUAACCAAUCACUACACCCUAAAGUCCCCUGUAUCUCCCUCUCUGAGCCACACUACUCUGUACCGGAUGGGUUUUUUUUUGUGUGGGGGGGGGGUUGCGCUUCAAUGCAGUCAUGGCAGGCUAUCAGUUCUGGUAUUGAUUGAGUCAGAAGGCAAAAUCGACAUGGUUGAUGCAGGCAGAAUCUCUUCCAUGUCCUCUUCAUGACUACAUGAACCCCAUCAUGGACAUUCCAUCGUUACAAUGGCUCAGACACUUAAAACUGUUUGCCAGCUCCUGUAAUACAUUUCCCCUUUUUUUUYUUUUUUUUUUGGCUGCCAUUUUGGACAGUAGAUACAUCCAGUUUGACAUAGGACCAAUGUUAGUGACAGCUUUGGGUAUAUAUACAAUUGCUCUAAAUCAUUGUGAAGGAUGCCUUCUAGCCUCAUCUUUCCCGCUGAAGGCAAAACAACACUAAUGUAAAACCACAUCUUUCUGUUGAAGGCAAAAGGGAGGGAGGGUUUGCGGUGGAUGAAAUCGAGCAGUCAUAAUUUGACAACUUCAGAUUAUUUUUUAUUAAAGAAAUGAAUUACGGCAUUUCUAAACCCAUGCUGUGUGAAGAAACGACUGUGGAAUAAAUGRCCUUGUACUCGUGUUCAACUAAGAUAUGGUGUCAAACUUUCUUUUCAAGCUCUGUACUUAAUGUAAUGUCCAAUUUGAAAAGAACUUUAAAGAAAAUAAAAAAAUAUAUAAAGUAGAAAUUACACAAUUGAAAUGGGAGACGGGAUUGGUUGGAUUAAGAACUCUUUGAUUGUCUUGUGGAAACUUGCAUACCAAAGCUGUGUAUCCUGUACCAUAAUGUUGAAACAUCGGUUUCUAUUGUACGAUGAAGGAUUUUUAACAGCUGCCCAGGAAGGAGUCAUUUCAUUGGCACUUUUUUUGUUUUUGUUGUUGUUGCAUCAGUGCCAAUGUUCAGGCCUUGUGGCAUGUGUGUACUAAUUAAAACCUUCAUUUACUGACUUUCUUUCCCGACACUCCUUUUCUUUACACUUGGGAUACAGUCUCUUUAACACUUCAUAUGCAUAAACCAAGAAAUGCCAUAAAUUAAUUUAUCACCUUGUUUACAGACAGAUCAAAUAAAUAAAUUCCAACCAGA